This is a messenger RNA of Pocillopora damicornis (cauliflower coral), 13162 nucleotides long. RefSeq names its product lysosomal-trafficking regulator. Gene Ontology annotation, molecular function: protein binding. Lineage: Eukaryota; Metazoa; Cnidaria; Anthozoa; Scleractinia; Pocilloporidae. The record is from RefSeq and is a predicted model, not a curated record.
UUGCGGAAGGUGAUCAUAGAUUUUUCUGUUUCUGGGAAUGCUGUGGCCUAAUGCGAAAUGCCAGAUCCCUUAAAUUGAAGCUAGCAAGAAGGAAGGAAUUGACGUGAUGCCUUAAGCAGUCAGGUCUUCGUAAAACUCCAUUAUGCGUGGAGAUGGGAGAGUCACAUCUCAGCUGUUUGGUACAUUGUCAUCUGUUCAUGGGCUUAUUCAUUGUUAAAAGCUAUCGAUAAAAUCAUCUACCUCGAGCGGAGUUUGAAGAUGGUGGACAAAAGCGAGGAAGAAGUGGUUUAUCAGCAACUCCGAGACCUUUGGAGCUCGUAUGUGCGAUGUAGUUCAUCACAGUUGCUGGAGAAGAGCAAAUUUCUGGAGCUAUUCAUGGUGCGAUUUUUGGCUGCCUACUGUGCUGAAAAAGGGGACUUGAAGAAAAUUUCCAGCUUUAUUGAUGUCCAUAGCAUUAGCAAUGUUCUGACAAGUGAAUUCCAGUCUGCAAUUCUUCUAAGAUGUGAGGAUGAGAAUGAAAAGCCACUGGUCGACUUCCUUUGUCAUGGACAGGGUCUGCUUCUGUUACAGAUGUUGUGUAUUCUGGCAAGUAAGGUUGCUGGAUGCAGUUUAGAAUUGGCUAAUCUCCUUGUUUCUCUGCUGCCUGUGGUUCUUAGAGUACCUUUACAACAUUAUGACCAUCUUAACGGAUUAGAGCUAAUUUUUUCUGACUUUGAUGAUCACUGGUGGGACACCAAAAGCACAUCUUGUCACACAAACUUUGUAAAAGACAAAAUCCUCAGGCCUUUUCAGGAUCAUCUUGAGUUGAAGAUAAAUUCCAGUGUUCCUCAACACGAAAGAACUGAAGCUGAUGAACUUGUAAAUGCUGGCAAAGCUCAAAGUGAUCAAGUGGAAUUACUACUCUCAGUCAAGAUCAGGACAGAAAGUCCCAAUACAACUGAAGACAGUGAUGUGUUCACAAGUGUAACAAGUGUAACAGACCUUGACAGUGCAUUGAGUACCAAUAUCAGUGAAUCUUCUGACCCUGAAAUCCCCAGCAGUGAUGUGACUGCCUAUACAUGCUCUGGAACAAAAAAUGAAACAGAACUUUCUAUCUUAAGCUCCACAACCGUGGUUCCUGAUGUAGAUGAGCAUGCUGUACAUACAGAUUCUUGUCUGUCUGCUAUCUCAUCAAGUCAUUGUAGCAUCAAUAACUUUGAACUGUCAAUCCUUCUUCUUGCGACGCUGGAAAACCUAACCUGUCAUGGCAGUGUAUCGCUCAGCGAUUGCAAUCUUCUAAUGCAUACCAGUGGUCAGCUCAUAGACAUUGUUCUCUCCCUCAGUGACGCUAAAAACAAGAGUCCUGAGGUUUUUUGUGAGUGGGAACUUGGAGCAGCUACUUCAGUUCACUUAUCUACAUUAAGAACAGUAUUCUCAAUUCUCUGCACAACAUGUCGAAACCCAAAGGCAGCCAAACAACUGUCAAAGACCUCAUAUGUUCAGAAACUUUUGGAGGUGAUCGAAGAUGGUUGUCUGGACAAAGAAUUCCUAACAGCCAUUCAACACUUUGAACUUGCUAAACGUGUUGCUGGUAUUAGUGACAAAGAAAAUGAACUUAACCCCAAACUUCUUGCUUCAGAUCUUUGGAGUGGUUUUCAAAAUGAGCUGCUGCUUGGUUGCUCUUUGCAUGGUCUCCUACUCUUUGUAAUGACAUGCAUUCAUUAUGGUACCUUAGUCAAUUCCACUCUUUACGUUCUGUGCCAUGAUAUUUUUGAGCAAUUUUCGUCCAGUAGAGGAUUUGAAUUCCUUGUUACCUUGCUCCUGAAACUGGAUGAAGUUUACUCACACGAGAUAGAUUUCGAGAGAAAGGGAAAUGACAUGGACUUUCGGUUAAAAUCUUUUUCUCAAAGAAUUGAACAGUACCCAAGAAGUCUCUCAAAUCGGGUUGUGAAGAAUUUAGGAAAAAUGAUUUCGAUGUUGAAAAAAAGCAAGACUUGCUGCAGAAGAGAAGCUGGCAGUAGAAAGACUUCAGUGGUCUUGUCUGGGAACCUUGUCACACAGAAUGAUGUUCAUGAAAUGUGUGGAGUGUACCUUCCGACUUCUGAGAUAGAGGAGAGUUCAGAGUCAGCAGCAGAUAUGGAGUAUGAAAAAGAGAGGCAAGACCAAUUGCCAGAAAACCUCUGCACGGUUUUGAGACCUGCCAUAACGCUAUUGACAGUCUUCAAGGACAGCAGGAAUCCAAAGUUAAGAUUUAGCAUUCUGAACUGUUUGGAAAAAGUUGGAAUCUGCCACUGCGUCUCGCCAGAUGUAUUGGUGACAACUCUUCUCAACAGAUUUGUAGAACAGCCCAAGGACCUACAAGAUAUCAUUCUCAGAAUUAUCAACCACAUGGUGCUCACAGAAAUUGACGUUAUGUCUGAUAACUACGAUGUUCGUCGGUCACCGACUUCUCCCUUUAAAAGGGGUCAAAGAUUCCGCUCAAAGUCUACUAAACAAAGCCCUUGCAAAAGUGACAGUGGCUUCUCUGCCAAUGAUUUGAGUGUGCAAAUGAAAGAUCUGGUAAAAGAUGGGAAACCUAACUGGGCUGCUCUUUCACAAUACUGUGCUCUUAUGUCGUGCAAAGACACAGAUAUUGCUGUUAGAGUUGCUAAGGCUCUGAAGCCUUUGGCUAUUUUGGGAUCGAAACAUCUGAAGGCUGAGCUUUUCCGCAUGGUGGUUCUCCCGUGCAUGUUGCGCUGCGAUGGAAUCUUCACUGAUGAAGUUGCUGAGCCGCUAAGAAAGAUCAGAGCAAGGACUUGGACAGGAACAUUUACGUCGGAGAGGCUUGGGCAGCGAGCCAAAUCAGUCAUGGGGAGUACUUUUUCCGGCUUUAAAACUGAGCUCGGCAGCUUAGACCUUUCGGAACAGGUCCAUGGACACGAUGAAAUUUGUGCAGAGGUUCUUGAACUUUGUAUUGGGAUGUUAACCUCACUUCUCACUGGCUCGGAGUCUCGAGCACUGUUUCUAAACUGCGGUGGCUUAAAUGAACUACAGAGCUUUCUGGCAUUACCACAGCUUCAAGAACCAGUUAUGCUUGUGUUGGAGUUCUUGGCUGAUGUUGAAAAUCAAGAAGCAACGGGGAAGCGACCCUAUACAGAGAGUGACGACCUCAGUGCAGGAUCUCUAGACUCAAGUGGAGAUAAAAGUGACAGCAAAGUCUGUUGCCGCAGCUUCCUUUCGUUACUUCAAUUCACCACAACACUUUUUGACAAAACGAAGUCACCUGAACUGCCUCUUAUAGCCUCCUGCCAUCCUGUGGAAUCAUCAUUGAGGGUGUAUGUUUGGAGAUCGUGUCUUCGCCUGCUGGUUUCAAAUGAGUUGUUUAGUGAACUGUUUCUCCAGGAUGAUGGAAUAGUUUCCAGUUGUGAAUUACUCCAUCUUUUGCUUGAAAUAUUUCGCGGUGAUUCUUUGACUCAUUGCACAAGGGAGAAUCAAGCGAUUGAUAUUCAGUGCACCAAACAGCUUGUGUACUUGUUUGAGUCAGUUACGGCUAUUUGUAUCAGAAUGGCACACACUGAACAAUGGAGGUAUAAAGAGGCACUUCCAAAUCUUGAUCAGCUGGUGGAAGAGGUGAAGAAAUUAUUCUCACACUCGGAGACUUUGCAGAGAUAUCUUAGCAAAGGACUGACUGAUUGUUUUCUCAAAGCAUCGACGUGGCAGCUGGAGGGGAGAGAGGGUUCUGUUUUGCUCGGAUCGGAAAUUAGACGACAAAAGGAUGUCGUUUUGAGGAAGACAAGCCAUGGGGAUAGUCAAGAGGAGUGGUCCAAUCUAUUGGAGGAUGAUGACGACGAAACAGAUGGGAACCAAAAAGGCGGCGGAUCAGUGUUCGAGGAAGGUUACGAUGCAGAUCAAGAAGCUGACUCCGACAUGAGCGAUGAAACAGGACGGAAAUCUCCCGAUAGCAAGAAGCAGCCUAAACAAAAGAAACGAAGUCAAUUUCCUAAACAGCUUGAACAUAUUUUGAAGGGAUUGGUCGUUUACCCACGGAUUUGCAAUAUACUUUUUCAAUUAUUGCAGGUGUGCUAUGGCAGCAGAGUUAAAGCCGGAGAAUCUGAGAGUGUGGGUGUGGUUCUCCAUGCUGUUGAAAACCUUCUUCUUCUACUCAACGAUUGUGAAGAAAAUUGUCAGCGUCUUUGUCAACAUGGAUUUGUUGGGGUGCUCCUUGAGUGCUUCGGUGAUGUAAUGACUAGACAGGAGCAGUCACUACGAGGUCUUCAGACUCUUGUGAUGGAGGUGUUUGUUUGUCUUGCUUGUCACAACAUCACAGCCGCUGAACUGUGGGACUUCUUGGCAUUGUUUAAUUCCACAGAUCCUCCUGUGCACUUAUUAUCUUCAGCUUUAUCGGAGGUUGCUGCAAGAGCCAGUGCCAAUCCUGGUCCUGCUUUCCAGAUGUCAUUUCCAUGUAAAGCCAAGGAAUCGGAACAAAGAGCUACAACAGCUGGUACGAGUGGUAAAGCUUCCAGUGGAAAAAGGAAGGAAAUAAGAGGGAAAAAGUCUCUAAAAAUCGCGUCGUUCUCUCCACAACCAAGCGACGGUGACAAGUCCAGUGAGACAGACAGUAUACGAAGUGGUAGCUCUGCAAGCUCCAGCAGAUUUCAGGUCUCUGAGACUUUUGAUAAAUACCUUAAAAGAGACCAUAGAAAGGCAAAAUCCUCGAUGGAAGGAUCAAAGCGCCGUUUGAGUUCCAAGCGAAGUACAAGAAAGCAACUUGGAAGUUCCCCCUCCGCAUCGUGCUGCUCUGCUGACUAUGAACUAACAGAGGUACUUCACUUUCAAGGGCGGACUCAUUUACCCUCGCCAUUUCAGUUGUUUGCUGUCCAGCUACCUUUUCAAGGCAGGCUUCCUCGCUCUGAGAGGGGCUUUAGCGUUGCCAUGUGGAUCUGCUUGAAUAGUCCCAUUUUGGGAAAUGGAGUGGACGACGUCUUCAAACAUCCAAGCGAAGAUUCGCAGAGACAGCUAGGAAAUUCUGUGGAAAGGACGAUGCUUUCUAGAAAGGAGAGAAUCGUCCAUUUGUGUUCGGUUGGUUCUGGAAAAAGCCUUUUUGAAAUUUGGACAUUUCCAUCUAAUAGAGCAGUUCUCAUAAGAUGGACCAAGAACCCCAAAAGCAGCAGUGGCUCUCUGAAAGUGCUAAAGCAACGAAUGAUUAGCUUACCAGCACUUACUAAAGGACAAUGGCACCAUCUGGUCAUAUCCUUUACCCAGCCAAAAGUGUUGGCUGAAGAGCAGAAGAAUACAGGGGCAGAUAGUUUACCUUCCUCAGAACUCCUAAUAGUGGUGGAUGGAACGGAAUCAGUGGUUCAUGACUUUGGCCCUCCCCUCCCAUACCACGAGGAAGCCAAAUUUACCCUGUCGACGUUGCUUCUUGGUCAUGUGACCUAUGGCGACGGCGAAAAAUCUCCAAAGGCAACUCUUCAUGAGGGAUAUCAGAUUGGCAAUGUGUUUGUUUUCGCAGAGAAACCUUUCAAAAUCUCCAAGCCCGCAAAGCAGCAAUCCUCAUCAUCAAGUGAUUGGCUGGUAGAAAAAGAAGAAGCAUUUUAUUUGUAUUCCCUUGGACCAAACAGCGCGAGCAUAGGGCAGCUUAGUAAAGACUUCAACAUUUUACCGAGUCAUACCUCAAACGACUCAGCGCAAUUGUUCAUGGAAGCAGCUAACUUAUGGUCUCGUCUAGCCAUUACUGAACAAGCUGUCGCGGCAAACUUACCUCCCGGUUUUCUCACGAGUCCUCAUGUCGUUGUACCUGAUCUCGAGUUGUCACUUAAGAAGCGGCUCGCUGCUGUGUACUCGCCUAUGUGUCCGUUGCGAUUCCAGCAGUAUUCUGAGCUGUUGACCAGCGAAGAAAGGCAAGAAAGACUAGCGUCUAUGAAUAUCACUGAACAGAGACUAAAACAAAACGAGUACGAACCCUGGGAAGUUGAUGCCAGGGUCACUUCUGAUGUAGAAUCUCAACGGCAACAGACUAUUUUGGAAUCAGCUCAUGAUGUCGGGGGAAUUGGUGUCUUCAUUUUUCUUUUUGCUAAGGUGGUGGAACAAACACAAAAUGAAAAAACACAAGCGGAGGCUUUGUCAGUUGUUUUGUCGCUUCAGAGUUUCUCCGUCUUUCACGCCCGUGCCAUGGCCGAAGAGUCUGGGUUUGCAUUGCUAAAAAGGAUUCUGCUGUCUCCGGAGUGUAAGAUUGGUUACCAUACGCUGAAGGUGCUGAUGGAAGCAGCUUGUAAUGGCGAUGUAUUCAAACCAACAAAUCUAGCCGAUGAUCCUAUAAUGCUGAACAUCGACUCCACUGCAGUGGUUCGGAACGUCGCCAUUUUCCAGCAUUUCCUGCUUAACUGGAAAAUAUGGGAGAGGGCCAAACAAGGCGUACUGGAAAUGCUGUUGGCCACUAUUGAAAUUUUGGUGCACGGAAGCCACAGUUAUUACACUUUUAACAUCAUUCAGUUCCAGAAGGCACAGCUCGUGCAGCAAAUCCUGAUUGGAUGUCAGGAGAGACAGAGUGAAGAGUGCAAGGAAAUUCCACGAGUAAUUAGCUCCUCUUAUGUGAAUAUUAUACAGAAUAUCAUGGGUAAUCCCCCUGACUUAACAGUGUUGAAGUCUGUUUGUGAGUUCCUUAUUGCCGUCCACCCGACGAAGGACACCACUCGACUGGAUGCACCAAGCAGAUGUUAUCUUAGGGAACACUCUCUCGACUCGUCUCUGGGUUCAAACCGUUCUUUGCCCGCGGCCAGUGGUGGCUCGAUUUCUUCUCCUCUUACCGCUCCAGUUCGCUCGAUACACUCACCAAGACCGUUUCAGUUCACCAGCCCAGGGAGGAACCCCUCAAGAAACCCAAUGAGCCGGUCACUUAGUUUUGAGUCUAUUAAAAGCAAAGAUUUGCAAAGGUCACGUGCCAAUCUACAGAAUGAUCAAGAAAAGGGAAGGCUUUUGAAGACGUCAUCCCGGAGUGUAAGUGAACUCAGCAGAUCUGUUGCAUCAGGUUUAGAACCUGAUAGCCAACUUCACUGGAAUUUUCGUGAGGCGUCAAAGGGGACAAGGGACGACAAAGACGUAUUUCAGUUUAGCGUCCCCAUGGAGGUGGCACCUGGGAGCUCUGGCAAGGCUUCUGUACCUACUGGAGGACUUGCCGUGCCUAAAGGAGACAGAAACCGUCGUGUCAUCAUUCCAAAGCAAGAGGCCGGUGAAGGGUUGAGUAGUAGUGCUCUUGUGCUGCACGAGAGCCACUUGAGAGAACCCGACCCCAGAAUGAGCCCCUCUCCAUUGACGAGCCCAGGCACACCCUUGGAUAUGUCUUACCCAGGAGUACGCACCAUUUCCGGCAGCAACCCAAUGGUGAUUAGGAACUAUGAAUCAGUCCCAAGUUACGAUGGACAGUCUAGUUUUGAUCCCACGGAGUAUGAUUUUAUAAACGAAUCUGAUUUCAGCUCUUUACAAAGUAGUGUGGUCAAUCCAAGUUCCCAUGAUGAUUACCUGGUGGUGGAAGGAUUCCCUGGGAUACAGUCAAGUACAAGGACUUACUGCCCCACUCGUUCAGAGAGCGUACAAGGCGUUGAUGUGAUGAUAACACUGAGAUUGGGUCUAAUGAAACUGCUCGAGAAGAAACUGUUCAAUCUGCCAUCUGAGCAUGUGCCGGCAGUGAUUGGCGAGGUUCUCAAAGCUGAAUACAUAUUGGUGUGGGCUCAUCACGAUUCAGAUAAUGUCAGAGAACUUGCCAUCAGGAUUCUUUUCCAGUAUUUACAGAAGGCAGAGCCUAAACGUUGUGAGCAGUUCUUAAAAAUCCACGGUUUCCACCUGUUGGCGAACCAGCUUUAUGAUCAUCCGGUGACAAAGCUGUUAAUAGAGGGCUGUCUGUCGCUUCUCGUGGAUCGUCCUGUUGACUUGAACAAAGACUAUAACUACUCAGGGGCAGAGGACAGAGACCUGGCCUCCUCUGUCCGCCCCGUGGGCGUGGUCCCUCUUAUGGCCCUGUUAGAGAACAGUGUGUUAAAGCCAUCUUUAUUUCAUCUUCUGAUCCAACAUUUGUGCCAGCUGUUCAUCAAAGUGGAUGACCUGUGCCUUCAGGCUGUCGAUCACGGGUUGUUGGAAACCGUGUGUAAUGUGAUUUAUGGACUUUGCACAUUACGACACAAACAGAGGAAUCCGAGUAACCUUCCAGACCUAGAUGCAGUAAUGGAAGACUUUCAGCAAUUUGUUGUGUGUAUUGUUAGGAAAGCAUGCAGCACCAACGGCAACCUUUAUUUUCAAAUGUUUGAAGAUAUGCUGAUUGCAUUAGAGAACCUGGAAGAACAGGAUCACAAAAAGAGAGAUCACGAUCCUUCUACAUCAUACUGUGCUCGAUAUUUUCGUUUUUUCGCUAUUCAAGUGGCCUUGCAUUUCUUCCAAGAAGUCAGUAAAGGGGAAGGACCUGUGGGAGGAAAGAAGAUAAAACCAUCUGGCUUGAGAUUACCAUUUCGUGGACUAGAUAAUAACGUCGACCCAGUUCCCGCAUUCACUCCGGUCUCGUCUUGGAUCCACUUGGAUCGAGACCAGUUCAGAUUGUGCCUUGAUCCGAGCCAGCUCAAAGAGUCCCCAACAAGUGCAAAUUCUAAUGAACAGACGCGGCGUUUUCAGAUCACGUGCCAGUUGGCCGUGAACUCUAUAGUGUACUGCAAGACUUUCUUUCUCCCAGAGGACUUCAUUGCCUUUCAUUUCGAUUCUGUCGAGAUGGACGUCCAUGAGGCUUUGCGUCCAGGGAUGGUGCGAGUUGCCGGAGCAGCCAUUGAGAAGGAGUUUGCGCAGUUCGUGUUUAGUUUACUUCUGGAAAUUUUUGAUGCUUGUUUGGAUGGAAGAAAGCGAGAAAUUUAUAAACUCUUCAUCGUUUGUAAAGAUCAUUUGAAAGCACAGCUGGGCAAACUGCUAGUGUUCAUGUUGAAUCCAAGUCAAGAUUUGGACUUGUCGUGUUUCGCGCUCAAUCUCGUCCGUCAUCGACGUGCUAAAAAGAUUAUAGAGACUGUACUGAGAACCAGUGGAGGAUCGAAGCUCCGUGAACGCACAGCAGUAUAUGUUUUGAAGAUUCUCGACGAUCCUGGUCUCACUCAGGAACAGAGAAAGAACGCCGAGAACUUUAAAGACCUGAUGUUGUCUAUGAACCUGCAGUCUAUGCGCUUGAACGUUGGCGACAGCAAACUUUCAAAUGACGAGGAGUUUCAGAUGUGGGAUUCCACAGGUAUGAUGCAAUGGCAAAAACAGAGAAGUGAUGGUUAUAAAAGACUUGACAAGAGAACAGAGGAGCUUAGUGAAGCCAUAUCAACGGUUGCUCAAGAUGUUACUAGAGUUGUGGUCGAGAUUCAGGACACAAAACGCCAAGCCCUGCUCAAACAUGCAAGGGAUGCGCUUUCUGCUGAGGUCCAGAUUCGUAAAAAAUGGCGCCAACUCAUUGAACGACUUAUCCAUGAACGAUCUGUGUGGUACGAUGUCGAGCACUUUCCUUCAUCUUGGAAACUGGACCCGACAGAGGGCCCAGACCGUGUGCGAUGUCGCCUUCAGCGGUUUCAUUUGGACGUAGAAGAGAAGUAUCUUAUGAAGGAAUACUGUGGCAAAAAGACAAAGGGCGGUAGCACUCCGUUGUCAUAUCUGUUUGAAGACACCACGACCUCAAUGAAGAAAAACGUAUACUAUAUCUUUGACACUCCUGAUACCAUUCGUUUUCUUCAUCAUUGUAAGAACAUAACACUGGACAGUAAAAUCAAAGGAGUUCUUCUAAUUGGUGAAAGUCACAUGUAUUUUGUGGGUGAGGAGGCUACGCAGAUAGACACAGACAUUACACAAAUUUUGUUAGGGAAUAAGGAUGCCAUUUCCAUAUCCUGGCUCUACGAAGAAAUUCAAGAAAUACGAACUAGGAGAUAUUGCCUUCAGGACAAUGGCUUGGAGAUUUUCCUUACCACUGGCCGGACGUAUUUAUUGGCAUUUGACACGAAAGAGGACCGCGAAAUAGUACUGGAACAGUUUAAACAGAGACAUCUGCCAUGUUACGAAGCGCCGCAAUACGAGCAUUUAAUGGCUCUAACAAACAGGUGGCGGAUUGGACAGAUGACCAACUUUCAGUACCUUACAGAGCUGAACAAGAUGGCAGGUCGCUCGUUCAAUGACCUCAUGCAGUAUCCUGUGUUCCCUUUCGUGCUGGCUAACUUUGGAAGCAAGGUCCUGGAUCUGAACGACGUCACGAGUUUCCGUGACCUCUCUCGUCCAAUUGCCGUUCAAAAUCAGUCAAAGGAACGGAAGUAUCGAGAAAACUUUAGAUGGCUACAAGAGGAGUAUGAACGGAUGGAGGAAGAAGAUCCAAUGUCUGCCCCAUAUCAUUAUGGAUGCCAUUAUUCUAACAGUGGCACUGUUUUGCACUUUCUCGUUCGAAUGCCUCCGUUUACUAAAAUGUUUCUACAAUAUCAAGAUCGAAAUUUUGAUAUUCCUGAUCGUACGUUUCACUCUAUGGCAACAACGUGGCGUUUAUCGUCAUUUGAAUCUGCAACUGAUGUCAAAGAGCUCAUUCCAGAGUUCUUUUUCCUCCCAGAGUUCCUUGAGAACCGCGAAGGUUUUGACUUUGGCCUUCGUCAAAAUGGUCAGCGGGUUAUGAAUGUAGAGGUUCCCCUGUGGGCUAAAGGUAGUACCAGGCUCUUCACUUUGAUUCACAGACAGGCCUUGGAAUCGGAGUAUGUUUCGCAAAACCUCAACCACUGGAUCGACCUUGUGUUUGGUUACAAACAAACAGGACGAGAAGCUAUAGAAGCCAUCAACGUAUUUCACCCAGCUACAUACUAUGGUGUAGAUGUGAAUGCAAUUACAGACCCUGUUCGUCAGAAAGCUCUCAAGACUAUGAUAGAAACAUACGGCCAGACUCCCCAGCGACUGUUCACAUUUCCUCACAGCCCACGACCGCAGUGCCAACCGCAGCCUUCGUCAUCCGGGGAGGGAAGUUCUUUGGUUAGUCAUUCAAGUCACCAUUCUAAGUUUAUGGACGGUGAACUAUACGGUGCUUUUUUGUUAAACCGGCUGAGCACGUCACUGUCAUCUGAUACUGGCACUCUUGUGGGCAGCGCUGUUGACACUCUAACAGAAAUUCGACAGCCAGUAAACACAGUCGAGGGCCUAAAAUGGGGACAAUAUGUGGGUUCUCCGGCUAUGGGUGCCCCAGCAAUGAGAUUUACGCAACCGUUGAACACCUCCGUUCAAUCUCUGGUCUGUCUCAAGAAUGACUCUGUCUUUGUCCUGGGUCACAACUCUACUUUGUUGACCGUGCACCAAGCAAAGCCAGGGGAGAGUGAAGAAAGAUUGAUUUGGUCCGCGGUUUUGAGUUGGGGGUACAUGGAUGGAGGUGUACGCGUGUGCCCAUCCCCUGAAAGCGCGCCUGUCUGUCUCAUGGAACACCACACACCUGACAAGAUCACGUGUUGCGUUGUGACUGACGGAUGUAAGUUGUUGUUCAUCGCUACAUCGACUGGCACGUUAUCAGUGCUGCCUGUCAAGUACAACCCAGCUGUGGAAACCGGUAUGGAAGUACUGGGUUCGAGAGUUCGUCUUCACGGACAUAAGGAUUACAUCACAUGUAUGAAGUUGUGUCAAGCCUUCAGUAUUGUUGUCAGUGGUAGUUGGGAUACGACGGCCAUCAUUUGGGAUUUGAAUAGGUUAAGUUACGUGAGAUGUUUGGAACACCCCAACACCGUGGAAGCCGUAGCUAUCAGUAAAACUACAGGAGAUGUAGUAACAGUUUCACAUACAAUGAAGUACGUGUCUGAAGAGAGCACUAUAGAGGAAGGAAGCGUAAUUAAACUAUGGACAGUCAAUGGUAGGUUCAUUGGCCAAGCCUCUUGUGAGUACUUGAUCAACUGCUUGGAAUUUUCCGCUGCGCCUGAGGGAAUAUCUGUUAAUGUCAUCGCCACUGGACUAAGCAAUGGAGCCAUAAGGUUAUGGAGCACUUGGGACCUAAGCCACGUACAGGACAUUGUACUUGAUCAGUAUCUCAACCAAGUGGCGAGCCUGACUUUUUCAGAAGACAGUCAACAACUUUUUGCUUUGAACACCGACGGGAAACUCAUCGCAUGGCAACGGAGCGAUAAAAUUUAUACCAAGCAUCCGACGAUAACCGUAUUCCCUCGAACUUAGACGCCAUCUUUAUUUCCCCAGCUCAGUCUUAGGCUUAAUUUACAAGAUAAUACUCGAAAGAUAGAGUUUGAUUUCCUAUGCCUUAGGUUAAAGAGCUAAAGAUGAAGUACGAUACAAAACUUGAUUUUGUCAGUGACAGGAUUCAAGAAAUUUUCCCUCAAAUAGUAAUUAUUGUCAUUGAGUUACAAUUUAUUGCUUAUAUGCAAUAACCAACGUGUUCAACUCUUGGGUCAUAUGAUGUUACGCGACAAAAUACACAGCCCGCCGAGACCUAGAAAUUUUGCCGUUUAUUCGUAAGGAAUCUUUGCGAUCGUGAGCGAAUUUUUUUUUGACUGGUACAUUUUAACCUUUAUUACCUAUCAUUGUAGAUAUCACUUUAAAUAUAAACAUUGCAAUUUGAAAACAUGAAUUAAAUAUAUAAACCGUUUCUUUUUUCAUUAAGAAGUGUCUAUAUUUGAUGAGAAAAGAAAGGGUAUAAAUAUUUGAUACAUAUCUUCAAAUUGCAACGUUUUGUAGCGGGCAUAGUUAUAUAUCGUGUAGUCAAUCCCCACGACAAGAGAAUCAUGGCACAGAUACUUGAUAAAACAGAUGUCUUUAUAAGUAUGUAGAGCAAAAUUAUUUUGGUUACUACCUUUUUUAAUCAUAAUUCCACUGGGAAAUGGUAACCUUUUUCUCGGGGAGGUAGCUGCAAGCAAGAAUAAAAAAAUGGACUGAAAUUACUUAGGUAGAUUUUCAUAGCAAUAAGCAUGUCACUCAAAACGUCGGUGUAAUGUGUCCUCCUUGAAAUUAACGUUUUUUACAAUGUUUUUUGGAAAGAAUCUUCACUGAAUGUGGUUCUUGAAAAAGGAGACGAGAAAAUAUUUCUUUGAUAAUAAAUUUAAAGUGAUCCAAUUAAAUUGAAGCGAAUGGAAAUUGUGUACUUUGUACGUUAGGUAUGUGUACCAUAGAUGUGUAAUUUAACUUCAGAAUUGAAAUAUUUUUCAUUCCCAAAAAAAGAAAUUAUGACAAGAUUUUGCAGAAA